This is a messenger RNA of Arvicanthis niloticus (Nile rat), 566 nucleotides long. It is a transcript of the gene Tmem213, whose product is annotated as transmembrane protein 213. NCBI's taxonomy places the organism in Eukaryota, Metazoa, Chordata, Mammalia, Rodentia, Muridae. The record is from RefSeq and is a predicted model, not a curated record.
UCCCAGUUCCUGCAGGACAGGAGUCACCUCAAACACAGCACACACAGGACACAUGUUCCCCACCCCAGGGCACCUCUGCAGCAGCAUGGUCCAGAUAGGUGUCUUCCUCCGCAGCCCUGGGUACCUCACCUCUGCCCCGCAGGCCGCCCUGCUCUUCAGCCUGGUCCUCACCUCCUUCUACUUAUCCUGCGGUACAGAAGCCAGCAGCCUCAAUUCAACCCUGAGCACACACCACCCAGACCCUGGGACCCUGGAGCAGUGUGCCAACGUUGACUUCUGCCCACUAGCCUCCCUGUGUUGCCGAGCUUCCGUGGAUGAAUAUGGCUGGAUCGCCGCGGCCGUUGGCUGGAGUUUCUGGUUCCUCACUCUCAUCCUGCUGUGCGUGGACAAACUGAUGAAGUUAACUCCAGAGGAGCCCAAAGACCUGGCAUCGUGAGCAGAGCUGUGGCCCCCAAAGGAUGGCUAUUCUACCACGUGUGGAUACUGGGGGGGGGGGGGGCGGGGGAGGGGGGCAAAGGGAUGCUUCUAGAAGCCAGACUUCUGUCACUUUAAAGUCAUGUGUUCCU